GGAAAAAACAGUUCAGUGGCUUGAAAAACGUCAACAUCGAGUAUACACAUAAACACGUUACAGACUACGGAAGUGCUUAACAAUGUGCCGUUAUACCCCGGACUGUUGCUCCGUAUUUUAUCCGAUAUGGUGCAUUGUCUAUGGUGCCUGCGUAUUGAUUGGAGGAUUAGCUACGGUUAUCAGUUUAUCUGUGUCUGACAACGAUUUUACGUAUACAUAUACGCAUAGCUACGAUGAUACGUUCGUCUCUUUUAAUGUUAUGACCGACGGAGACGGCGGAUACGUCUUAACCUACGGAAUCAUCGUAAUCGUAGCUGGCGCAUUCUGCGUUGCUGCUGGAAUAUGUAUGUUGCUUGGCAUAGAACGUAACAACAAGGCACUGUUUGGAGUCGGAAAAGCCCUAAGCUAUGUUUUACCGAUUGUGCUUGUAUUUACUGUAUUCCCAAUAGUUAUCCACUUUAUCGCCAUAAUACAUCUGGUGGAGUAUCAGAAGAAACGCUGGGGAGAGUGAUUUUCAUCCUUUUUGAAUGGUUGUGUAGCCACGCAUGAUAUUCUGCAUUUAAAUCUGUAAAAAUUUACAAUUGUCUGCACAAGAAAACUCUACCACAUUAAUCAUAAUCUACAAUGAGA
Messenger RNA from Drosophila teissieri, 630 nucleotides. RefSeq lists its product as uncharacterized. The record is from RefSeq and is a predicted model, not a curated record. The transcript is spliced from 3 exons. NCBI's taxonomy places the organism in Eukaryota, Metazoa, Arthropoda, Insecta, Diptera, Drosophilidae. Bases 83 to 511 code for a protein of 142 amino acids.